Molecule: messenger RNA, 1548 nt
Organism: Alternaria ventricosa
Lineage: Eukaryota; Fungi; Ascomycota; Dothideomycetes; Pleosporales; Pleosporaceae
Exons: 2
Coding region: 1-1548 (515 amino acids)
Biological process (GO): mRNA splicing, via spliceosome
Cellular component (GO): U4/U6 x U5 tri-snRNP complex
Molecular function (GO): protein binding; U6 snRNA binding; U4 snRNA binding
Source: RefSeq, a predicted model, not a curated record
AUGAGCAUGCACCCGGCGCGACAAGCCUAUGUUGAAGAGGAGAAUGGCCCGGCUGACCCGAUGGAGGGCAUCGACCUUUCCAGUGUCCCACUCGACCGUAACCAUGCUAUGCCCGGUGGAGGAAACGCGUCGGCCCAUUCCCUUAUGGAGGACUUCGACCGCAAACGACGAGCAGCGCAGUUAAUCGUACCGACCGCCGACCGCGAUGUCAAAGCAAAGCUGCGAUCGCGAGGUGAGCCCAUCACCCUAUUCGGCGAGGGGCCCUCUGAGCGACGCGACCGACUCCGAGCUUUGCUUGCAGAGGCAGCAGAAGCACUAGGCGAAGAUGCGGCAGACGUGGACAUGCAAGAUGCGGAGGAAGCCCCAGGUGAUGAGCAGGAAGAGUUCUAUACCCAAGGCACGCAGGCGCUACUGGACGCGCGACGAAACAUGGCCAAAUACUCUUUACCCCGCGCAAAGGAGCGGGUCGCGUUCCAGCGUCGCGAAGCUACCAUUCCCCUCAAAACCCACGUCGAGUUCCGGAACAAGAUCAAAGACCGUCUCAAGGGGUUCGAGCUGUACGGGUCGCAAACUGCAGAUCGUCCAGUGAGCAUUGUGCGCGUCUCGCCCAACGGCAAGUAUGUCGCAUACGGUACCUGGGGUGGAAAGGUCGCGUUGUUGGAAAUUCCCAGCUUGGAGCAGAAGAAGGCAUAUCGUGGUGGACACACGGAGCGUGCUACUGGCAUAGACUGGAUGCCAGGCGCGACAUUACAAGGUAGUAACGUCUCAAGCUCAAGCGUAAACUUUGCAUCUGGCGGAGCAGGGGGCAAGAUUCAGCUUUGGUCGCUAGAUGACGACAAGCCCCUGCGCACCCUCGAAGGCCAUACCGACCGCGUCUGCAGAGUAGCAUUCCAUCCGUCGGGACAAUACCUGGCUUCCGCUUCCGACGACACGACAUGGCGACUCUGGGACGUCAACACCGGUCAAGAGCUUCUCAUGCAAGAGGGUCAUUCAAAGGAAGUCUAUACCGUGAGCUUCAGCGGUGAUGGGUCAUUGGUUGCAAGUGCUGGUCUUGACAGCAUCGGCCGCGUGUGGGAUGUGCGUACAGGUCGUGUCAUCUACAUGUUGGAGAGCCACAUCAAGCCCAUCUACGGUCUCGACUGGUCAACGGACGGCCAUCGCCUUCUGUCCGGUUCAGGUGACGGUUUCAUGAAGUGCUGGGACGUUCGAGCGAUGAGAGAAACAAACUCAAUUGCAGCCAACACAGGAGGUGUCACAGACCUUCGAUGGUUUAAGGGUACAGAUGGGCCAGCCAGCGAAGUGCCGCUACAGGAGAAUAGUGAAGGAGAAGUCAUACCAAAGAAAGCCUCUACGUUUGUCAUCUCGUCAGGCUUUGACAAGAACGUUCAGAUCUUCUCGGCAGAUGACUGGGCACACUGCAAGACACUUCAAGGUCACUCAGGUCCUGUUUUCAGUACCGACGUGACGAGUGACGCGUCUUGGAUCGUCAGUGGAGGCAAAGAUCGCACUGUCAAGUUGUGGGCCAGGGACGACAACGGAGGAAUAUGA